This is a messenger RNA of Salvelinus fontinalis (brook trout), 1966 nucleotides long. RefSeq names its product immunoglobulin superfamily member 21-like. The transcript has 10 exons. Lineage: Eukaryota; Metazoa; Chordata; Actinopteri; Salmoniformes; Salmonidae. The record is from RefSeq and is a predicted model, not a curated record. Gene Ontology annotation, biological process: heterophilic cell-cell adhesion; homophilic cell-cell adhesion. The coding region runs from base 329 to 1855 and encodes 508 amino acids. Gene Ontology annotation, cellular component: adherens junction.
CGAGUGAUCAGGAGUGACUGUGUGCUUGCGUGUGUGCUGGAGGGCGGGAGGAUAGAGCGCGCGGGCGAGAGAGAAGAGCAUUGACUGAGAAGCAUAGAUUUUCAUCCAACCUAUAUAAUUUUUUUCUAAUCAUCGACUGCACUGCUUAACGUUGAUUGUCUAGCAGGAAAAUAUUUUUCUACGCAGUUGAGGAACCGUUUCAUUUGACGAUUAUUGGUCCUCUUUGCUGUAAUUUAAGUGUACUUGGAACGAAUUUAUCAUAUUUCUAUUUAUACUUGAACUGCAUCAUGAACAGUUUGUGGGCACCUCUCGAUCUCACACCUUUGGAAUGGUGGGGAUUACGCAGCCGACAAAUGGGGAGCAUGUAAACGCAGAUGGAGUUUGGGAUUUAUUGCAAAAUAAGGGAAAGAUGACUGUCUUCUCUUUGUGUCUCCUCUUGUUCGCAGAUCUGCUGGAUUUAGCCGUUGGAUAUCUGACAGUAACAAUUGAGCCCCUUCCUCCUGUUGUUGUGGGUGAAACUGUAACCCUGAAGUGCAACUUCAAGACUGAUGGAAGACUUCGAGAGAUUGUGUGGUACAGGGUCACAGACGGGGGCACCAUUAAGCAGAAAAUUUUCACCUACGAUGCUAUGUUUAAUACCAAUUACUCUCAUAUGGAGGACUACCGCAAACGAGAAGACCUUGUGUACCAAUCUACGGUCCGGCUCCCGGAGGUACGGAUCUCGGACAAUGGGCCUUAUGAGUGCCACGUGGGCAUCUAUGACCGAGCAACAAGAGAAAAGGUGGUCUUGGCAUCGGGAAAUGUCUUUCUCACCGUUAUGUCUCCUCCAAACAACAUCUCAGUUUCGGCAGAGAACUGUCCAGCUCCAUUCAGCCGGUACCAGGCCCAGAACUUCACUCUACUGUGCACUGCAAAGGGAGGCAAACCUGCCCCUUCGGUGUACUUUAAGCGAGAUGGAGAGUUGAUAGAGGUGAUUUCCUACAUCCACCCCUCAGCUGUUGCAGAGGACGGUGGUGGCUCAGCUGGAGUGCGGGGUGCCAGGCCGCUCAUCAGCAGGGACCUGGACGACACCAAGCUGCAGAGGUCCCUUUCAUUGUUGGAUCCAGAGGGCCGGCCAGCCCGCCUGUUCACCGAGAGCCCUGAGCGUCGUCAUAACCCGGGCCAGCACACCCAGGGCCAGCAGCAGCAGCCCAGCCCUGCCACAGAGGUCAUUCCAGAGACUGUGGUGAGCCGGGAGUUCCCCCGUUGGGUGCAGAGCACUGACCCACUCUACUACUUCAGCCACACCCACAUCCCCCAGAGUGAUGGCUCUGUGCUGGUGCAGGCCAGACUCACCUGGACCCUUAACCCCCAGCUGGACAAUGAUGCCAUGUUCAGCUGUGAGGUCAAGCACCCAGCACUUUCCAUGCCCAUGCAGACAGAGGUCACACUGGCGGCUCCUAAGGGCCCCAAGCUUUUGAUGACCCCCACCAGGGCAAAGGUAGGGGACACGGUGCGCAUCACUGUGCAAGGAUUCCAGGUAGGCGCUGGGGUUCCUGGGAAUGAGGUGUUCCCUGAGCCCCUCUUCACCUGGACCCGGGUUGGGGGCCGUCUGCUGGACGGGAGUGCCGAGUGGGAUGGGAAGGAGCUGAUUUUGGAGAGAGUGCCAGCCGAACUCAACGGCUCCAUGUACCGCUGCACGGCCCAGAAUCCCCUGGGCUCCACGGACACGCACACUCGCCUCAUCGUCUUUGAAAAUCCGGCCAUGAUGAAAAACACUCAGAAUCCGAACAAUGGAACCCCUCGCGUGGAUGUGCUUGGACCUAUAUGGAUGGUGCUGACCCUGGUCCUCACAGUGACUGUGGAACUGACGUGAAACCUUCCUGCCAACACACACAAUGCACACACACACACACACACACACACACACACACACACACACACACACACACACACACACACACACACACACACACACACACACACA